UUACCUGGGCAAAGAUAGUGCCAUGACUUCAAUGCUGGUUUACAAAGGGAACUAUUAAGCAAUGAUUUUUGGACCCUGUGUACUCACAAAGGUCAAAAGGAAAGUAAGUUUCAAUAAAGCUUGCAUUUUUGGAAUUUGUCCCAAAGGAAAUAUUGGAUUUUGUUCUCAGACUACUCUUGGGGCAGGUUUUGUGCCUGUACUUCUUCCGUCGACUGUAUCACACAAGCUUGACAGCUGGGCUGCUCCAGGCUGCCGCUACCCAAUGGCUCCUGCGGUGUUGACUGGCCUCCUUCCUCUAUGUGUGUGUUUCCUGCUGGCACCUGGCUUUGCCCAGGCAGGCAAGCUGCUGGUCAUCCCCAUGGAUGGGAGCCACUGGUUUACCAUGCGGUCCGUUGUGGAGAAACUCAGCCACAGAGGGCAUGAGGUGGUCGUGGUCAGGCCAGAGGCAAGUUUGCGUGUGGGACAAUCAUCCAAUUAUACUGUAAAGACUUAUUCCACGUCUUACACUCUGGAGGAUCUGAAUGAUCAGUUCCGGAUUUUUGCUGACUCUCAGUGGAAAACUCGGGAUCAAAGUGUAUUUGCUCUGAUAAUGAAUCCAUCAAAUAAUGUUUUUAAAUACUUUUUUUCAAAUUGUAGGAAUUUGUUUAAUGACAAAAAAUUAGUAAAAUACAUAGAAGAUAGUUCUUUUGAUGCGGUGUUUCUAGACCCUUUUGACAUGUGUGGCUUUAUUGUAGCCAAAUAUUUUUCACUCCCAUCUGUGGUCUUCACCAGAGGAUUAUUUUGCCACUAUCUUGAAGAAGGUGCACAGUGCCCCAGCCCUCUUUCUUAUGUUCCGAGGUUUCUCUUAGGGUUCUCUGAUGCCAUGACCUUCAAGGAGAAAGUGCGGAAUCUCAUCUUCCACCUAGAGGAACAUUUACUUUGUGGCUAUUUCCUCAAAACUGGUUUAGAAGUUGCCUCUGAGAUUCUCCAGACAACUGUCACAGCAUACGACCUGGUCAGCCAACCAUCCAUUUGGUUGUUACGAACUGACUUUGUUUUGGACUAUCCAAGACCUGUGAUGCCCAACAUGAUCUUCAUUGGGGGCAUCAACUGCCACCCGGGAAAGCCAUUGUCACAGGUGAGUUACCUCUAGUUUUCCAUGCUCAGA
Molecule: messenger RNA, 1147 nt
Organism: Myotis davidii
Lineage: Eukaryota; Metazoa; Chordata; Mammalia; Chiroptera; Vespertilionidae
Product: UDP-glucuronosyltransferase 1-9-like
Exons: 1
Coding region: 62-1132 (356 amino acids)
Molecular function (GO): UDP-glycosyltransferase activity
Source: RefSeq, a predicted model, not a curated record